CAUACAUUUUAAUGCAACUUUAUGUUCUAUCAAAUUUUUUUCACAUUUAAUUUCUAUUUUCUUUUUUUAUCGUAUUUAAUAAUUGCGUUAUCUUUAACAAGUAAUACAAAGAUAAUAAUUAUAUUACUUGGUAUGGUCACUUUAGUGAUCAACGACAAAUAGUAUCUCUAAUAUGGCUGUAUACAACUUCAUUCUACCAGGACGGAUAAUAGCAGUAAAUGGACUUAGAAGUCUCUUGAAUUCAAGAGUUCUAUUAAGAUAUCGGUCCAAUGAUACUACAGAUCAUCAGAAAGAAAAACAAAAUGAGUCAUCGAAUAAGGAAACUGAAGAAGAAUAUGAGAAAACAACGAAGAAAAAGAUCCUUACAGCAUCUAUGAACUUUGUACCAGAAUUAGGAUGGAGUAGACAAGCUAUUAGUGCUGGUGCUGAAUCUAUUGGUUAUCCUGGCAUAAUUCAUGGAAUGUUUCCAAAUGGUGGCGCUGAAUUAGUUGCACAUUUCUAUUCUACCUGCAAUAGCGAAUUGAAUAAUAUUCUGAAAGAAAAAUAUAGAACGACUCAAGCAGAUCCUGUUAAGAAAAUAGAAGAUAGAUCAGAACAAGUCUGCUAUGCAGUAGAAACCAGGCUUAGGAUGAUAAUUCCUUAUAAAAAAAAUUGGCCACAAGCAAUAGCGCUUAUGACACUUCCACCAAAUGUUCCAACAGCAUUAGCAAAUUUAGUUACAUUGGUUGAUGAUAUUUGUUAUUAUGCUGGUGAUAGAUCCGUUGAUAUCAAUUGGUAUACUAAAAGAGUAGUAUUAGCAGGUAUUUAUAAGACAACAGAAUUAUACAUGCUUCAAGAUAACAGCGAAGAUCAUAAACAAACGUGGAGUUUUCUGAAAAGACGAAUAGAAGAUGCUAGUCAAUUACAUAGUAUUAUAUCCGCAACAUCAGAUUUACAGCAACCAGAGCAAACUUUGAAACAAGCAAAAGAAAUAGCUAAUGCUACUAUAAUUACUGCACGCAAUAUACUUGGAUUGAAUUGGCACAGAUAAAAUUUAGAAAUAAAUUAAAAAUGAUAUGUAGUAUUUGUAGAUAAAUGUAAUUACAAUAUUUAUUAAAAGUUACCGGAAGCUUGUAAGGUAUAAAUGACUUACUUUACACCGACAUAAAAUCUCAUUAUUAUAUCAUCACUGCUUUUAAGUUGUACACAAUUUUUGUACAGUAUUAUAAAUAUAUUUUAUGAGAGACUGUAUAAUAGGUUGUAAAAUUUGCACUGUGAUCAUCAUUUGAAGAUUUUAUCUGUAGUAUUUAAAUUAAUAUCUGAUCGUUACGUUAAUCUAUAUGUAUAUUAAUAUUUACAAAACAAAUAAAUAAAUUUAAACACGGUUAUGUAAUAAUUACAUAAAACAAAAA
Messenger RNA from Polistes canadensis, 1391 nucleotides. RefSeq names its product ubiquinone biosynthesis protein COQ9, mitochondrial (gene Coq9). Gene Ontology annotation, cellular component: mitochondrial inner membrane. The record is from RefSeq and is a predicted model, not a curated record. Gene Ontology annotation, biological process: ubiquinone biosynthetic process. NCBI's taxonomy places the organism in Eukaryota, Metazoa, Arthropoda, Insecta, Hymenoptera, Vespidae. Gene Ontology annotation, molecular function: lipid binding. The transcript is spliced from 6 exons. The coding region runs from base 173 to 1030 and encodes 285 amino acids.